Molecule: messenger RNA, 4301 nt
Organism: Sus scrofa (pig)
Lineage: Eukaryota; Metazoa; Chordata; Mammalia; Artiodactyla; Suidae
Gene: ZNF276
Product: zinc finger protein 276
Cellular component (GO): nucleus
Molecular function (GO): zinc ion binding
Source: RefSeq, a predicted model, not a curated record
GGAGCCGGGCGCUGGGGAACGGAAACAGGCGAGCACCGUCCAGCGGGGCGGACGGGAGGCUCCGGGCCGAGCCACCCCGAGCCCUGCCUCGCAAACAGGCCGGCUGAGCGAGCGGGCCCGAGCGCCGGGGCCGGGCCCCAGCAGCCAUGAAACGGGACCGGCUCGGCCGCUUCCUGUCGUCCGGGCAGCGCGGGAGCACCGGCGGCAGCAGCUAUGGCGGUGGCCGGGCCCGGGGCCGCCCCGCCCGCAGCGGGCCGACCGUGGCCGAGGCGGCGGCUUUGGUGGCGGCGCGGCUGAGCUGGGGCCCCGCGCGGGCCUGCGCGGACGCGGGCGAGGACGGCGCCGACGAGGCAGGAACAGCCCGGGCCCUGGCCAUGGGCCACUGUCGCCUCUGCCACGGGAAGUUCUCCUCCCGGAGUCUGCGCAGCAUCUCCGGCAGGGCACCUGGGGAGAGCUCCGAGAGACCACCCCCCGGGGAGCGUGUUUUCGUCAGGGACUUCCAGCGUCUGCUGGGGGUGGCUGUCCUCCAGGACCCAGCUCUGUCUCAGUUUGUCUGCAAGAACUGCCUCGCCCAGUUCUACCAGUGCCACGGGCUUCUCACGUGCUUUCUGCAGAGAGUCAACGUCUCCCCGACGGGCCAUCGGAAGCCUGGCGCAAAGGUCGGUGUCCAGCCGUUGCCAGGCGAGGAGGGAGCCUGUGUGGUGGACCUGAUCACUUCGAGCGCCCAGGGCCUGCGUGGCCUGGUGGGGUGGGUGCACGGACACGCGGCCAGCUGCGGGGCCCUGCCCAGCCUGCAGAGCACGCUGCCCUCCGAGUACUGUGGCGUCGUCCAGGCCGUGUGGGGCUGCGGCCAGGGCCACGGCUACACCAUGGACGCCGGCUCCCGCUGCGGGGCCCUCUUGCUGGACGGCGCUUUGGGAGUCAAGUGGACGUGGGACAAGGAGAAGGCCCCGUGGCUCAGCCAGCACCGGGGGGCCAGCCCCACGGGCGCCGCCCCUCAGAGCUCCCAGGGCAGAGUGACGGCGGCUGGGACCGAGAUGCCGCCCACCACGGACACAGCCCGGCCUCCUUCAGACGGCGACCCUGUGGGGCCUGGCCCGGGCCCCCCGCCUGAGCCGAGCCUCCCCCCAAGUGGGGCCCCAGGGCACUUGGGUGAGAAGCAGGUUCCGUCUCCAACCUCGGAUGAUCGGGUAAAAGACGAGUUCAGUGACCUUUCUGAGGGAGGCUUCCUGAGCGAAGACGACGACGACAGGAAGCAGAACACCCACUCCUCGGACGAGUCCUUUGAGCCGCUCCCAGAAAAGAGGGGCUCUGGUAGAAAGACUGAAAGCAGAGAAGCCAAGAAGCUGGACGAGCCAAAACUUCGAAAGAAACCCGGGCCCAAGCCGGGCUGGAAGAGCAAGCCUCGCUGUGAGAGGGAGGAGCUGCCCACCAUCUACAAGUGCCCCCACCAGGGCUGCACGGCCGUGUACCGCGGCGCCGACGGCAUGAAGAAGCACGUGAAGGAGCAUCACGAGGAGGUGCGGGAGCGGCCCUGCCCGCACCCCGGCUGCAACAAGGUGUUCAUGAUCGACCGCUACCUGCAGCGCCACGUGAAGCUCAUCCACACAGAGGUGCGGAACUACAUCUGCGAUGAGUGUGGACAGACCUUUAAGCAGCGGAAGCACCUCCUGGUCCAUCAGAUGCGCCACUCGGGAGCCAAGCCUCUGCAGUGUGAAGUCUGUGGGUUCCAGUGCCGGCAGCGGGCAUCGCUGAAAUACCACAUGACCAAGCACAAGGCCGAGACCGAGCUGGACUUCGCCUGUGACCAGUGCGGCCGGCGGUUUGAGAAGGCCCACAACCUCAACGUCCACAUGUCCAUGGUGCACCCGCUGACGCAGAGCCAGGACAAGGCCGCGGCCCUGGAGCCCCUGCCGGGGGCCGAGGGGCGUCCGGCCGUGAAGCCCGAGCCCACCUGAGGGCACGCCAGCCCGGACGGAGCUCAGCAGGUGCGAGAGGGGGUCCGGCCCCGACGGCACGGCUUUGCUCUCCCAAGAGCCCCACCCGUGGGUCGGGUGGCCGCGGCUCCGUGCAUGGCCCGUGUGGCCAUCUGGCUCUGGGCCCAGCAGUUCACUUUCCUGUCCACACUGAGUGCCUCGAGGCCGGCGCAGAUUUUAAAUAAUUGAUUCCGCUUCCUCACUAAAGCAACUGAGUUUGUAAUCCACUUUCCAGGGCGACCAGAGCUCUGUUACACUUGUAAUAAAUUAUUUACAGAGGAGCAGGGCUAUACCCCGUGCAGGUCCGGUCCAAAGAGACAGGGCUCCUGGCGGAGGUCAGGGUCGAGCCCGGCUGGCUGCCUGCGCAGGAGGGCCGCCCUCACUUCUGGGUCACAGGCUCCAGGAGCGGCCAGCAGCUGCAAGAAAGCACACAUGCCGAGCUGAGUGCUGCUCCGCAGACCCCUGCUAGACAGCGAGGGCCGGGCGCCACGUGCUGGAUCCCGAACGGUCACUGUCCCUGAGGUGAGAGCAUCAGCGAGCUCCCCCCUCGACAGCGACGUGCAGGGAGAGGCAGACGCCAGGCCAGCGUCCAGGCGUUACCUCGGUCACACACGCGAAGCUCCUUGCCGGGCAGCGAGGUAUCAGUUGCAACAGAAACAGACGAGCUUUUGUGAUCAGGCUGACAGGGUCGCCCUAGAAAGAAGACGGAGAGCCUGGCUCAGGGGGGCCGCGGCAGCUCGCUGGGCCGGGGGGCAGGGGGGGGGACUUGUCCAGGCCUGGCCCUGCACCUACCUGGCCCCGGAGCUCCCCGCUGUGGGCCCGCGUCGAGACGGCACUCGUCCCGCCGUCCAUGAAGAGGCGCACAAGCUGCAGGUACAUGUCGACAGCCACGUGCAGGAAGGCCUCCUGCUGGAGGGGGGCGUCUUCCUCAAAGGAGGAGAGAAGGCUGAGGGCAGGGACAAGGGGUCAGAGAAGGCUGAGGGCAGAGUCACCCCAGACCUCACGGGGGCCAGGUGGGCAGCAGCGGCGGCAGCCCCCGCUCGGACCCCUCGGGCCCGUUACCUGUAGAAGGCGACCGGCAGCAGCCUCAGCAGGUGGUCGGGGGCCAGGCGGAGGAGCGUGUGGCCCAGGCCGGCUCCUGCAGCGGGGGGGGGCCGUCAGCGCGCGGGCACUGCCCCGCGGGGUCAGGGUCCUCAGGCUGGGGGUGGGGCCUGGGCAGGGGCACUGGGAGCCUCCCUGCGGCCACUCGGCCAGGCCGUUGCUGAAGUGAGUGUGUCUUUGCAAGAAGAUAAACUUGCAAAGACGAGUUUUUAAAGUGCGGCCCCAGAAGGGCUCGUGCCUCCCUGCGGGAAACUUGUUUCUGGAGAGAAGGACUGAGAGGGAACCAGCGUCUGGCGUCCCGGCCCAGACCCCAGCUGUCCAGUGUCUGGGGACCUCUUACCGGCCUCUGUCAGCUGGAAGAGCGGCAGCCAGGAGACCCUCCUCCUCUGCAGGCAGCCCAGGAUCUCAGUGCAGACGGCCAGAGCCUCCGGGGAGCCGGCUGCCUGCGGCCCGCGGAGGAGAGGAUAGUGGCCCAAAGGUGACCAGUGGGCAAGGGGGGUCCACCGGGCCUCCUCCGAGCCCCGGGUCGUGGGGGGGAGGCGGCUGACUUACGUGUGGGGUCACGUGUGAGGCGAGCAAGCCCAUCAAGGAAAAGAAGAACAGGAAGAGCAGCAGCUGCAGGUGGAGACAAGGACGCUCUCAAGGUCGGACCCCGCACAGGGAGCGCCAGCCGGCAUGCCCAGGCUUCGCUUAGACAUCGCUGCAGUGGGUCCUCGCAGAAAAGCGCCCCGUUGCUUUCCGAGAGCACUGCGCUGGGCCGGCCUCUCCCGGCCCCGAGGACAGAGUGCGCCGGGCACCGUGCCCUGAGCCACCACGACCGUCCACCAAAACCACCCGAAGAUGCCCGGACACAGACACUUCCUCGUCAAUCCCCAAGACCCGGCGGUCGGUCUAGCUGCCAGGCAGGCCUGAACGACCUGAGCCGAUGGGGGCCACGGCUGGGGGAGAGGGGCCACGGGCGGGGACACAGCGUUGGGGGGGGUGCGGUGGGGCCUGGCCCCAGGGCUCGCAGAGGGGACACCAGCCUGCCGUCUGGGCAGCCGUGCGUCCACCCCCUCUCCAGGCCAGAAGGGUGUCGGUGGACAGCGGGGCCGUGGGGAGGACACGCGGGCCACAGCACCGCAUGGCGAAUGAGAAAGAAAGGCCCUUUUACCGCAGACCUGAGCUUCCCAACCUGUAAACCCAGUACAUUCUGCUUCGAAAUAAAGUUUCAAGGUCUCCACA